AGGCCACCAAUCCCAUAGUUGAUGAACAGAAAUUAGAAAUGGCGACGACUAGUUCGCUUCUCCUUUCUACUCUCUUCCUCCACUCUCCUCCUCCUCCUUCCUCCUCUCGCUUCUCUAACGGAUCCUUCUUCAACCCCUCUCCCCGAUCUCUCUCCCUCUACCCCGUCCGAUCCAAACGCUGCUUACGGAUCCUCUCGAAGCUUCCACUAGACGACACCGAUAACGACGAUUCUCCUCUUCUCCCGCGGUUAUCCGCCGCCGCCGUCAAGCCUUUCCUCCUCCUCUGCACCUCCGUCGCUCUUUCCUUCUCGCUGUUCGCCGCUUCUCCCGCCGUCGAGUCCGCUGCGGCGUUCGUCGUCACUACUCCGCGGAAGCUCCAGACGGACGAGCUCGCGACGGUUAGGUUGUUCCAGGAGAACACUCCUUCCGUUGUGUACAUCACUAAUCUCGCCGUGAGGCAGGACGCGUUUACAUUGGACGUGCUUGAGGUGCCGCAAGGGUCUGGUUCUGGAUUCGUGUGGGAUAAGCAGGGUCACAUUGUUACUAAUUAUCAUGUCAUCCGUGGUGCUUCUGAUCUCAGGGUUACUCUUGCUGAUCAAUCAACAUAUGAUGCAAAAGUAGUUGGAUUCGACCAAGACAAGGAUGUUGCAGUUCUACGUAUCGAUGCACCGAAAGACAAAUUACGGCCUAUACCUGUUGGAGUCUCUGCGGAUCUUCUUGUCGGCCAGAAAGUCUUUGCCAUUGGCAAUCCUUUUGGACUUGAUCAUACUCUUACAACUGGUGUUAUAAGUGGUUUGCGAAGAGAGAUUAGUUCUGCUGCGACCGGCCGUCCAAUCCAAGAUGUGAUACAGACAGAUGCAGCCAUUAACCCAGGUAACAGCGGAGGACCGCUUCUAGAUAGCUCAGGAACCCUAAUUGGUAUAAACACAGCCAUUUAUUCUCCCUCUGGUGCAUCUUCUGGAGUGGGCUUUUCGAUCCCAGUUGACACCGUUGGUGGCAUCGUUGAUCAGCUGGUGAGGUUUGGGAAAGUCACAAGACCAAUCUUAGGUAUCAAAUUCGCACCGGACCAAUCUGUUGAGCAGCUGGGAGUGAGCGGCGUGCUAGUCUUGGACGCUCCUCCAACUGGUCCAGCUGGAAAAGCCGGACUUCAGUCAACAAAACGUGACGGGUACGGGAGGCUAAUACUAGGAGACAUAAUCACGUCGGUGAACGGUACAAAAGUUACUAACGGGAGUGAUCUGUACCGGAUUCUCGAUCAAUGCAAAGUCGGUGAUGAGGUGACCGUAGAGGUUCUAAGAGGAGAUCACAAGGAGAAGAUCUCUGUAACUCUCGAACCAAAACCGGACGAGACUUGAAGAAAGUUGUGGAAAGAAAGUAAAUAUAACGAUAGAACGGAGCAAAAAACUGGUGGGCUUAUGAAUUGGUAUAUCAAUUGUUCGGAAUAUUGAUCGUCCAGUUGUGUAUGUAGAAAAGACAAAUCUGUUUAUAUUUGCAUAGCCGGUCUUAUGGUUUGUAUUGGUAUUGAUUCUCGGUUUAGACUUUUUAGACCAUAACCGGUCUAAACCCUCAAUAGAUUUCUUUAUCACAGACCCC
This is a messenger RNA of Brassica rapa (field mustard), 1593 nucleotides long. Its product is annotated as protease Do-like 1, chloroplastic. The record is from RefSeq and is a predicted model, not a curated record. Gene Ontology annotation, biological process: proteolysis. NCBI's taxonomy places the organism in Eukaryota, Viridiplantae, Streptophyta, Magnoliopsida, Brassicales, Brassicaceae. Gene Ontology annotation, molecular function: serine-type endopeptidase activity; protein binding.